CAGUAUCAUCAUCAGAUGAAUAGUGUAUAUUCUUAUAGUUCUUAUAAUUCUUAUAAUUCAUACAAUUCAAGUCGAUUUUCUUAUAUGUUAUAUCCUCCGGUGGGUUUCGUUCCCCUUUGGGCUUAUUUCCUGUUCGGACUCGUCUCCUUUGGGCUUAUUUCCUGUUCGGACUCGUCUCCUUUGGGCUUAUUUCCUGUUCGGGCUCGUUCUCCUUUGGGCUUAUUUCCUGUUCGGACUCGUUCUCCUUUGGGCUUAUUUCCUUUUGGUCUACCACACUUUGGUUUAUUGGACCUUUCUCGUUUAAAGUCUAUGGUUCAAAUCCAUUUACAUUUGAUUAUAGUGUCAAAUGGGUUCUUCUAAAUUUCGGUAGCUGAUUAUUAAUCGUAGAAUUGCAAUAAUUCACUGUUUUCACCUUUUUUUUUCUUGCUCUUCUCAAGACUACUUACUUAAGCACUUGUAUUUCCUACUUUGACUUGGUUCUAAUUCAAGGGCCAAGUUAUGAUAUUGAAAAGGUUGGUUAGAG
Hyphopichia burtonii NRRL Y-1933 is the source of this 523-nucleotide messenger RNA. RefSeq lists its product as uncharacterized. The transcript has a single exon. The record is from RefSeq and is a predicted model, not a curated record. Bases 85 to 360 code for a protein of 91 amino acids. Lineage: Eukaryota; Fungi; Ascomycota; Pichiomycetes; Serinales; Debaryomycetaceae.